AUGAAGCGAACACAGUUCCUUCUGGCCAACUUGAACAAGGUGCAUUGGGACCGGAAACCUUGGGAAGUUGGAUAUCGAGGGCCUCCGAGCGGAAAAAGAAAAGUGUGAGUUUCUCCUUCCUUUAUUUGUGAUUCUGUAUUUAGAACAAGAAAACCCCACGCUAUUGUACAUGACAGUCAUGUAGCUAUUGUGAAAGAGCGGUUGGCCAGGGAAUGGGAGGUCAUGAAGAUGUUGAACUCUCCGUACUUGAACAAGGUUGGUAGGAUGCUGUUGUCGGCGAAUUUUCACAUGGCUUACUUUUAUUUCCGUCGAAUGAUGAGCGGUUUUCGAGCUUCACCAUCUGAUAUUGUUGUUGCAGGAGGAAAUGAAGCCUUAUCACGAAAUCCACGGGACAUUUCUGCAAGAACAAGAGACCAUAAAGAAGAAUGAAGCUAAAGCGAAGAUGCCAGGUGAUCCGAAGUUGCUUUUGGCGAAUGGAGAAGCCAGACGGACUCAUGCAAAUUAUGGCAACCUUCUUCACAAAGACAGGUCCAUAGAGGACUCGCUUUGUCAUUUGAUUCGAAGGUCAAGGUGGGAUUAA
Bursaphelenchus xylophilus (pine wood nematode) is the source of this 580-nucleotide messenger RNA. NCBI's taxonomy places the organism in Eukaryota, Metazoa, Nematoda, Chromadorea, Rhabditida, Aphelenchoididae. The record is from the annotation of a GenBank genome assembly.